CCUGCCUCGCCGCGACAUAAAUGACUCGAGACUAAAGAAAGAGUGAGCAAACGAUGGUACGAACGACUAUUGCAUGCAUGAGAUGCAGAGCCGGCAAGGUGAAAUGCACUCAUGAUGGCACCCCACCAUGCCGUGGUUGUAUUAAGGCUGGAAGGACAGCGCCGGGCUCAUGUGUGCUGUCGGGGCCAACCCCGAAGAAAGCCCGGUCACGCGGGCCACAAACAAGCAUUGAUCCUGACAGAGAUGCUGCCAGAAGCACUGAUGCCGCCGCCCAUACACCAGCCUACCAUGCCGAGGGAGCUCCUGAUAGGAGCUCUUCCGCGUUGCAAAUGCGCAGUCCACUUGCGUCGAACCUGUUACAAACUGCCACGUUGUUCAUGCGCAAGUUUCCAGAACUGGGAUUUCUUCACAAACCUACGUUCUCGCGCGACUUGAGGAAUUUGCGACGCUGUCUAGAUCCAGACGCCGACAUUCAGCAGCCAGGGGCAGAACUUCUUGGUUCCGCCUUGACCACCCUCUGCUUACCUCUCACGGAGCCCAAUCAAACCGGCGAGGAUACAUUGAAUAAAGUGCACCGUCGACUCUCUAUUACCAAACCCCCAAACAUAUAUACUGUUCAAUCCUUCUUGGUGGUUGCGAUGUUUGAGUGGGGCCAAGGGAAUACCCAUGUAGCAUGGAUGUACAGUGGUGCAGCUAUCAGGAUGAUGCAACUGCUCAAAGCAACGGUGUUGACAUCAUCAGAUACCCUGGAGCGGGAGGUUUACAACCGUACUCUGUGGAGCUGUUUUGUCAUGGAUAGAUUAAUUUUCCCAGGGUCUCAACAACCGCUGUGCCUCCCAAUGGAAGAGAUGGCCACACACUGGCCCAUCGGAGAGGCAGAUUUUGCAUUUGCGCAGGGCCACAUCCAGCGCUACAUGGUCCCGUCACGUUACCCUAUGACGGUCGACUGCUCGUACGCUAUUCUGGUGCAUGGCUUCGAAAUUUGGGCGAAGAUCUACCGUUGGAUUAUUAGCGGAGGUAGACGGAGAAAGGAUAUGCAGCUGGUUAAGAACCUUCCGUGGGAAACGUCUUCGCUAUGGGCAACGAUGCGUGGAGAACUGCAGGAAUGGCGUGAUUCUCAGGAUCCCAAGCUAUGGUACCCGGCCAAUAGAGUGGGGAUCUACGAGUUCUUGGGCAAGGGUGAAGUAUUCGGGUAUAUCAAUCUUAUAUACUACGUCAGCAUACUCUUCUUAAACAGAGAGUAUAUACCUUUCCUUCCAUGGCCGGACGCCACGCCUUGUGGUCCUGUUGACCCGCCUCUUCUCACUGCCAGGGCACCUGAAGGAUGGUGGGAGGUUAGGUCGGAAGAGCUCUUUAAUGCGGCCGCAUGUAUCACCAGCGUACUUGCUGACUUGACUGAUGAGGACGCGUCGCUUUACACUCCCUUUACGGGCUUCUGCAACUUCUCUGCCGCAACAAUGAAUAUCUAUGCCCUAUAUUUUCCCAGCAUGAACAUGGGCCGCAGUGGCGACAUGGGCGCACUCGUGGAUAAGAAUUUGGCAUAUUUGACUCAGCUCCGCCGCAUGUGGGCGAUUGGUCAGGGCUGGUGGACAACGAUCCAGCGCACCAAGGCCAUUUACGAGCGCCACAGCCAAGACCCAGCCAGGUAUUCAGGCAAGACGCGGGAUGACUUCAUCGGCCUCGAGGCCUCGAUUCACAACGUCACCGAGCGUUCGCGAAACUCGGUGGAGCAAGAGUUUUCGCAGGCAGACGAUGCGCCAGUGGCGGGCGAAGACGAGGAGAGUGCAGGGCAGGGUUUGGGCAUUCCAAGUCAACGCCAAGUGACUGAAGACCUCGUCCCACUAGAUUUCUGGGGGAAUGAAUGGCCCCUCUGGAGUGAGCUUGAUAACGGUUCUUUCAACUUGAAUCUCGUCAAUGACUAGUUCCAACUAUGUAUGUACCUUUUUCGUUGAUACUCUAAGAGAUGACGGCGAAUACGCUCUGUGAAGGUCUGAGUAUAAGGCCAGUUUACUGUAUUAGUUCUCUUUGUUGAUCCAGUUUUCAUUCAAUUCCCGAAUGGGUGAAGUCAAGGUUGGCUGGCGAGCCAGAUCCCGCAGAAGCCAUUAGGCUACUACCCUAGAAUGCGUGAACGUAACGGGGUCCACAAAGAUAUGUAACCUACCAG
Aspergillus calidoustus is the source of this 2164-nucleotide messenger RNA. Lineage: Eukaryota; Fungi; Ascomycota; Eurotiomycetes; Eurotiales; Aspergillaceae. The record is from the annotation of a GenBank genome assembly.